AGUUGGUAUCUGGCCAUUUCAGAGAUGACCAUGUGUGUCCGACUCAGGAGACUUUUUCAGAGAGCCAAUGUGGAUGGGAGAGAGACAAGAGAGGGGAGCAUGGAUGCUGGCCUUCCAUGUGAGAGGAAUGAAGGACGAAGGAGGUGGACUUGGCGAAUGUGGAUGGCUCACAGACAGACAUCAUCCCCUGUACCUGUCACAAGCAAUCAGUUUGAGAAGGAAGAGGAGGAGCUGAUGGAAGAGAUCCAGCUCAUUAGCCAAGAGAAAAAUGGGCUGAGAGAUUACCUGAACUUGACCUUGGGAUCCAAGAUCACGAGGCUAAAUCAAAGUUAUGAAGAACUGAAGUUAAAGCAGAAGGAGCUCAUGACAUUGCAACACGACUUAGAGAUGGCAACCAUGGAGGCCCGAGAGGAAAAUGAGGAGCUCAAGAAGGAGAUAAAUUUCUAUAGUAACCUGCACAGCCGGGCCCUAAUGGAAAACAAUCUUAUAAAGAAGAAGUUGAUGACAUUGCAGCAGGAGAGCAAGGAAGUACAGGCUGAAUGGGCCAGCAUUCAACAGCAUUUGGACGUGAACCUGAGUGGUAAAGACGAACAGGAGAACAACAGCAUCCUUGACACUCAGGAACAUCAGGUCUCAGAAACUGCAAGAGAACUGGGAUUGGCCACAGAUCAAGAAGACAGCAUCCUGCAGGAUGAGUUGCCACCCCAGGAGGCCCCUGCUGAGGAGUUGUCACCCCAGGAGGCCCCUGCUGAGGAGUUGCCACCCCAGGAGGCCCCUGCUGAGCAGUUGCCACCCCAGGAGGGCCCUGCUGAGGAGUUGCCACCCCAGGAGUCCCCUGCUGAGCACCAUCUCCAGCACCCACAAUCUUUCUCAGAUGAAUCUUCUUAUAUCACUUAUCCUGAGUGGGAAUAGGCCCUAACUAGGAAGCCAUGGCUGAUUCAGGGUGUUGUUCCCUUUUCUCUUCAGACAACGCCUCUUGGCAAAGAACUGAGCUGGCUGCACUGCUAUCAAGUGUCCAAGAGGAGCAGCAGGCUGUAGGUCUGUGCUGCUAAAAGUACAGAAAGAGAAAGCAGCUGAACAAUAAUUUUCCUUUAGAGUUUUGGUUGAAGUUUUGAUUUUUUUUUUUGAGUUGUUGCUAUGUUAUUUAGAAGUUAUAUGUUCUUGUUCUUAUAUUUCAUUGAUUGUUUUUGCCUUUAUCUCUAUAUUAAUUAAACUUUUAAAACCUAUUUUUAAAAA
Mus musculus (house mouse) is the source of this 1236-nucleotide messenger RNA. It is a transcript of the gene Speer4f2, whose product is annotated as spermatogenesis associated glutamate (E)-rich protein 4f2. The record is from RefSeq and is marked validated. The transcript is spliced from 5 exons. The coding region runs from base 25 to 912 and encodes 295 amino acids. Lineage: Eukaryota; Metazoa; Chordata; Mammalia; Rodentia; Muridae.